Molecule: messenger RNA, 3867 nt
Organism: Fraxinus pennsylvanica
Lineage: Eukaryota; Viridiplantae; Streptophyta; Magnoliopsida; Lamiales; Oleaceae
Source: the annotation of a GenBank genome assembly
AUGGUUUAUACCCUAUCAGGGGUGCGGUUGCCGAUUGUGCCAUCGGUGAACAAGUUGGGUACGGGAUCAAGCUCUCGUGCUGAUUGGAGGAAUCUCCAUCUCUCCUUUUUUAUGAAGAAUCAGUCUCAUUCAUGGAAGAUGUUUGCUGGAAAGUCUUCUUAUGAUUCUGUAUCUCAAUCUUCUUCAACAACUGCAUCAGAGAAGGUCCUUAUUCCUUGCACCCAGAGUGAUGGGUCCUCAUCAGAGGAAUCGAACCUUUCUGAGAUAGUUUCAGAAGAUAAACAGAUAUCAAAUGAUUUAGAAAGUUUAAAAAUGGAACAUGAAAGCAAACUUGAAGAUCGAGAAAAUCUUGUUGAGCAGAGUACCAGUUUUAGUGAAACCAUCAGAGAGGAAGAUUCUGCAUCUUCACCACUAUUAGAUCUCCAUGUUGUAGAAAAGGCUGAAGGAACUUCAGACACAUCGUAUGUGUCUAUAAGUACCGAAUCAGAAAGGGUCAGAAAGAGGGUUAUCACUCCACCUGGAAUUGGUCAAAGGAUAUAUGAGAUAGAUUCACUUUUGACCAAUCAUCGUGAUCAUCUUGAUUACCGGUAUGGACACUAUAAGAAAAUGCGUGAAGCAAUUGACAAGUACGAGGGUGGGUUGGAAAUGUUUUCUCGUGGUUAUGAGAAAUUUGGUUUUACUCGCAGUGCAACAGGUAUAACUUACAGGGAAUGGGCACCUGGUGCCAAGUGGGCGACGCUUAUUGGAGAUUUCAACAGCUGGAAUCCUAAUGCUGAUGUCAUGACUCGCAAUGAAUUUGGCGUCUGGGAGAUUUUUUUGCCAAACAAUGCAGAUGGUUCUCCUCCUAUCCCCCAUGGUUCCAGUGUGAAGAUUCGCAUGGAUACCCCAUCUGGCAUUAAAGAUUCUAUUCCAGCUUGGAUCAAGUUCUCCGUACAGGCUCCUGGAGAAAUUCCAUACAAUGGAAUAUAUUAUGAUCCUCCAGAAGAGCAUAAGUAUGUUUUCAAACAUCCUCAGCCAGAGAAACCAAAAUCACUCAGGAUAUACGAGUCUCACAUAGGAAUGAGUAGCACGAUAUCUGAUGAUUUAGAAAGUUUAAAAACGGAACAUGAAAGCAAACUUGAAGAUCGAGAAAAUUUUGUUGAGCAGAGUACCAGUUUUAUUGAAACCAUCAGAGAGGAACAUUCUGCAUCUUCACCACUAUUAGAUCGCCAUGUUGUAGAAAAGGCUGAAGGAACUUCAGACACAUCGUAUGUGUCUAUACGUACCGAAUCAGAUAGGGUCAGAAAGAGGGUUAUCACUCCACCUGGAAUUGGUCAAAGGAUAUAUGAGAUAGAUCCACUUUUGACCAAUCAUCGUGAUCAUCUUGAUUACCGGUAUGGACACUAUAAGAAAAUGCGUGAAGCAAUUGACAAGUACGAGGGUGGGUUAGAAAUGUUUUCUCGUGGUUAUGAGACAUUUGGUUUUACUCGCAGUGCGACAGGAAUAACUUACAGGGAAUGGGCACCUGGUGCCAAGUGGGCGACGCUUAUUGGAGAUUUCAACAACUGGAAUCCUAAUGCUGAUGUCAUGACUCGCAAUGAAUUUGGAGUCUGGGAGAUUUUUUUGCCAAACAAUGCAGAUGGUUCUCCUCCUAUCCCCCAUGGUUCCAGUGUGAAGAUUCGCAUGGAUACCCCAUCUGGCAUUAAAGAUUCUAUUCCAGCUUGGAUCAAGUUCUCCGUACAGGCUCCUGGAGAAAUUCCAUACAAAGGAAUAUAUUAUGAUCCUCCAGAAGAGGAUAAGUAUGUUUUCAAACAUCCUCAGCCAGAGAAACCAAAAUCACUUAGGAUAUACGAGUCUCACAUUGGAAUGAGUAGCACGGAGCCUAUUAUCAAUACAUAUGCCAAUUUUAGAGAUGAAGUGCUUCCUCGUAUCAAAAAUCUUGGUUAUAAUGCUGUUCAGAUAAUGGCAAUUCAAGAGCAUUCAUAUUAUGCCAGCUUUGGUUAUCACGUGACAAAUUUCUUUGCGCCAAGCAGCCGUUUUGGGAAUCCAGACGAUCUUAAGUCCUUGAUAGAUAGAGCUCAUGAAUUGGGUCUGGUUGUUCUCAUGGAUAUUGUGCACAGCCAUGCGUCAAAUAAUACUUUGGAUGGGCUGAACAUGUUUGAUGGCACCGAUAGCUGUUACUUUCACUCUGGUUCUCAGGGUUAUCACUGGAUGUGGGACUCUCGACUUUUUAAUUAUGGACACUGGGAGGUAUUAAGGUUCCUUCUCUCAAACGCAAGAUGGUGGUUGGAUGAGUACAAGUUUGAUGGUUUCAGAUUUGAUGGUGUGACGUCAAUGAUGUAUACCCACCAUGGUUUGCAGGAGCCUAUUAUCAAUACAUAUGCCAAUUUUAGAGAUGAAGUGCUUCCUCGUAUCAAAGAUCUUGGUUAUAAUGCUGUUCAGUUAAUGGCAAUUCAAGAGCAUUCAUAUUAUGCCAGCUUUGGUUAUCACGUGACAAAUUUCUUUGCGCCAAGCAGCCGUUUUGGGAAUCCAGACGAUCUUAAGUCCUUGAUAGAUAGAGCUCAUGAAUUGGGUCUGGUUGUUCUCAUGGAUAUUGUGCACAGCCAUGCGUCAAAUAAUACUUUGGAUGGGCUGAACAUGUUUGAUGGCACCGAUAGCUGUUACUUUCACUCUGGUUCUCAGGGUUAUCACUGGAUGUGGGACUCUCGACUUUUUAAUUAUGGACACUGGGAGGUAUUAAGGUUUCUUCUCUCAAACGCAAGAUGGUGGUUGGAUGAGUACAAGUUUGAUGGUUUCAGAUUUGAUGGUGUGACGUCAAUGAUGUAUACUCACCAUGGUUUGCAGGUUACAUUUACUGGAAACUACAGUGAGUAUUUUAGUUUUUCAACGGAUGUUGAUGCUGUAGUUUAUUUGAUGCUGGUCAACGACCUCAUUCAUGGGCUCUUCCCUGAAGCUAUAACUGUUGGUGAAGAUGUAAGUGGCAUGCCAACUUUCUGUAUUCCUGUUCAAGAUGGUGGUGUUGGAUUUGACUAUCGCCUUCAUAUGGCAAUUGCUGAUAAAUGGAUUGAGAUACUCAAGAAGAGGGAUGAAGAUUGGAAAAUGGGAGAUAUAGUGCACACACUUACUAAUAGAAGGUGGUCAGAAAAGUGUGUUGCUUAUGCAGAAAGUCAUGACCAAGCACUAGUCGGCGAUAAAACUAUUGCAUUCUGGCUAAUGGAUAAGGACAUGUAUGAUUUCAUGGCUAUAGAUAGACAAUCUACUCCCUUGAUAGAUCGUGGAAUAGCAUUACACAAAAUGAUAAGGCUUAUCACAAUGGGAUUAGGAGGAGAAGGGUACCUAAAUUUCAUGGGAAAUGAAUUUGGACAUCCUGAGUGGAUAGAUUUUCCUAGAGCUGAUCAACAUCUUCCUGAUGGCAAAUUUGUUCCUGGAAACAAUAACAGUUUUGACAAGUGCAGGCGUAGAUUUGAUCUGGGUGAUGCAGAGAACUUAAGAUAUCGUGGAAUGAAAGAAUUUGAUCGAGCAAUGCAUCAUCUUGAAGAAAAAUAUGGUUUCAUGACUUCGGAGCAUCAGUAUAUAUCACGUAAGGAUGAAGGAGAUAGGAUAAUUGUGUUCGAAAGGGGAAACUUGGUUUUUGUCUGCAAUCUUCAUUGGACUAACAGUUAUUCUGACUAUCGGGUAGGCUGCCUAAAGCCAGGAAAAUAUAAGGUAGUGUUGGAAUCAGAUGAUCCAUUGUUUGGUGGCUUCAGUAGAAUUAGUCAUGAUGCAGAGUAUUUUACCUCUGAUGGGUGGUACGAUGGGCGGCCUCAUUCUUUUAUGAUAUAUGCACCUUGUAGAACAGCAGUGGUCUAUGCUUUAGUUGAAGAUUCAGCAGUUCUUGUUGAAGAAUGA